AUGGGACAAACCCUAACCACCCCAUUGAGCCUUACUUUAGACCACUGGCCUGACGUCCGCACCCGAGCCGACAACCUGUCAGUCGAGGUUCGAAAGAAGAAAUGGGUGAUCUUUUGUUCGUCCAAGUGGCCUACUGUUGGGGGAGAAUGGCCAAGAGACAGCACUUUCAAUCUCAAUAUUAUUUCCCAGGUUAAGGCAAAAGUGUUCAGCCCGGGACCACAUGGACACCUGGAUCAACACACCUAUAUUGUUACCUGGGAAAGUUUGGCAUGUGACCCGCCCCUAUGGGUCCAGCCCUUUGUCAUCUCUAACAACAUCUCUAACAAACCCCAACCUCCUCUUACCCCUACAGCCCCUAAGGCUCCCCCUCCCCCGGAGAGCCAACCGCUUGUGCCUCUUCCUCCUGCACCUUCCCUUGCCCCACCCUCUUCUUCCCUAUACCCCACCAUUCUUAAGGAGAAGAUUCCGAAAGAAAAACCUCCGAAACCUACCCCUGCAUCCCCUCCUGUCCUUCCUCCGAACCCUGACUCUACCCUCACUGACUUUCUAUCAGAAGAACCCCCUCCUUAUGCAGAUCCAGAGGAUCCAGAGAGUCCGGAUGGGCCGGAGACUGCAGCGGCGGGUGGACAGCCUGCACAAGGCCCAAACGGCCGACAGCAAUACUGGCCAUUCUCUCCCUCAGAUCUAUACUAUUGUAAACACCAUAACCCCCCAUUCUCCAAAGAUCCAAUAACACUGACUAACCUGAUUGAGUCUAUUUUAGUCACCCACCAGGCCACUUGAGAUGAUUGCCAGCAACUCUUGCAAGCCCUGCUGACCUCAGAGGAAAAGCAAAGAGUCUUUUUGGAGACUCUGAAAAAUGUCCCAGGUGACAAUGGUAACCCAACCCUUUUGCCUAACGAAAUUGACGAGGCCUUCCCUCUGAUGUGACCUGACUGGGAUUUUACCACAGCUGCAGGUAGGGGACAUCUACGCCUCUAUCGCCAGUUGCUAAUCGUGGGUCUCCUAGGGCCAGAAUGCCACCCCACCAAUUUGGCCCAGGCUCAGCAAGUAAUACAGGGAAAUGAAGAGACACCCUCAGCCUUCUUAGAAAGGCUCAAGGACGCUUAUAGGAUAUAUACCCCCUAUGACCCUGAAGAUCCAGGGCAAGCUACAAGUGUAUCCAUGUCUUUCAUUGAGUCUAGUCCGGAUAUUAGAAGCAAAUUGCAGAGGCUUGAGGGUCUCCAGGGAUAUAUUAUACAAGACUUACUAAAAGAGGCAGAGAAGAUCUUCAAUAAGAGAGAGACUCCAGAAGAAAGGGCCCAGCAUUCAGUUCUGACCCAGAAUUCAGGGCCACUCAGCGAACGAUCUGCUUGGGUCCAAGGAGCCACUGGUGGCAAGAGGUAUUGAUGGACAACUAAUCGGAAGGUUCAGCUGGCUACUGGUAAGGUGACACAUUCCUUUCUGCAUGUUCCGGACUGUCCCUAUCCUUUGUUGAGUAGGGACCUCCUCACCAAGCUAAGGGCCCAAAUUCAUUUCGAGGACACAGGGGCUAAGAUAACGGGCCCAGAUAUAGGUCCCCUCCAAAUUUUGACCCUCCAGCUGGAGGAUGAAUAUAGACUUUACGAGCCCCCGGGGCAACAGACAAUUGAUAUGGCCCCUUGGCUCAAUGACUUUCCAUUGGCAUGGACAGAGACCAGGGGAAUGGGGAUGGCUUUACAACAACCUCCACUUAUCAUUCAAUUGAAGACAACAGCUACUUCUGUUUCAAUCAAGCAGUACCCCAUGUUCCAUGAAGCAUAUCAAGGCAUAAGGCCCCACAUCAAAAGACUGCUGGAUCAGGGCAUUGUCACUCCCUGCCGGUCACCAUGGAAUACCCCCCUUUUACCAGUAAAGAAACUGGGAACUGGGGACUACCGGCCAGUGCAGGAUUUGAGGGAGGUCAACAAAAGGGUGGAGGACAUACACCCCACGGUACCCAACCCCUACAACUUAUUGAGCACUCUGCUACCAUCCCACGUUUGGUAUACCGUAUUAGACUUAAAGGAUGCCUUCUUCUGCUUGCGGCUGCAUCCGGAGAGCCAUUCCCUUUUUGCCUUUGAAUGGAAGGACCCAGAUCUUGUACUUUCAGGUCAAUUGACCUGGACAGGGCUCCCCCAGGGGUUCAAGAACAGCCCAGCCCUCUUUAAUGAGGCCUUACACCGGGACCUGGCAGACUUUCGGGUUCAGUACCCUGACCUGACAUUGCUCCAAUACGUAGAUGACCUCCUUCUGGCGGCCACUUCAGAGAAAGAAUGUCAGGAGGGUACAAAGGCCCUCCUACAGACAUUGGGACAAGCAGGAUAUUGGGCAUCAGCCAGGAAGGCUCAGAUAUGCCAGAAGCAAGUCAUCUACCUAGGUUAUCAAUUAAAAAAUGGACAGAGAUGGCUGACCGAGGCGCACAAACAGACUAUCACUAACAUUCCUGACCCCUGGAACCCCCGCCAGCUGAGAGAGUUCCUGGGAACAGCGGGAUACUGCCGCCUCUGGAUCCCAGGGUUUGCAGAGAUGGCUGCACCAUUGUAUCCAUUAAUUAAACAACAGGAGUCAGGCCAACACCUCCUGAACAGGGAUGGAGCUCUGCAAAAAGUGACUGAUGAAUGCCAAGCCUGCGCUCAGGUAAAUGCAGGCAGAACCAAGCUUGGUCCAGGAAUUCAGGCUGGGGACAUCGUCCUGGAGUACAUUGGGAGAUCGACUUUACAGAGGUUAAGCCAGGUCUCUAUGGGUACAGAUACCUCUUGGUGUUCAUAG
This is a messenger RNA of Microtus ochrogaster (prairie vole), 2769 nucleotides long. RefSeq lists its product as uncharacterized. The record is from RefSeq and is a predicted model, not a curated record. NCBI's taxonomy places the organism in Eukaryota, Metazoa, Chordata, Mammalia, Rodentia, Cricetidae.